Thalassophryne amazonica is the source of this 6803-nucleotide messenger RNA. RefSeq names its product tudor domain containing 15 (gene tdrd15). The coding region runs from base 479 to 6610 and encodes 2043 amino acids. The transcript is spliced from 5 exons. The record is from RefSeq and is a predicted model, not a curated record. Lineage: Eukaryota; Metazoa; Chordata; Actinopteri; Batrachoidiformes; Batrachoididae.
GCCAUGCUUUAAAUAAUGAAUUUGUUUGCACUUUGUUUGCACACUGUGGUGGUUUAAGUGUGAAUUCUGGCAGCUCCACGCGCUCCACUGAGUUCUACUGUAGUUCCUGUCCACAAAAAUGUAAUUUUAUUUCUGACAAUGUCCGCGUAAAGUGUGGACAUACUUAAUAUUUAUUUUUAAGUACGAAAAUUAACCUUUCACCUAAAAAACAAAGAAACACGAAUCGAAUUAAAAGAACCAUUUGUUGGUUCAGACGGCGGCACGUGCGCACCGGAAAGUAACGCGAACAGCAGCUAACAAGAUUAACGAGGUAAAACACAAAAGUGAUAAAUAUCAGUGACUAGAAGCUAAUGUGCUGGUUAACUGACCUUCCCAAUUUCUGUUCAUUUCAGGUAAACGGGAGGAAAAAACAGUCAGUGCGUUGCGCGUCGUCGCUCCGAGCGGUUUUGAUCAUUUGACAGAUGCUGCUGCUGCGAGCAUGCUGUCGGUGUCAGACUCCAGACAUCAAAAAUCACAUGAUCCAGGUCCCUCUGCACCAGGUGUCCUCUGGUCCGUGGACCUCAAGUUAACUCAUUUAGACUGGAACCCUGAAGCAAAUCUUAUCCACUUCCAAGGAGAGUACCUUACCAUCUGUGACCUUGAUUAUACUAUCUUGCAAGGUGAAAUACAGAACACACCAAAGACGAAAGCUUCUGUAGAGAUUGGAGAGUUUUGCCUGGUUGAAGAUUUAACGUCAGCCCGCUGGUACAGAGGCAGGAUUCACAACAGAAGACAAGACUUGUUUGAUGUGUUCCUCAUUGAUCAUGGGAAUGUGUUGAGUGUUGACAUCAGCCAGUUGUCUUCCUGUUCGAGGGCUCUGUUCACUCUGCCUCCCAAGAUUGUGUGUGGGUUCCUUGCAAAUGUUCUUCUGUUUCAAGGUUGUUCCCAUUCUGUAGUGGAGGACUAUUUUACAAGUAAAAUUGGAAAAAGCAUCACAGGAUACAUCCAAGCCAUUCUUCCCUAUAAAGUUCUAAUACUGGAAACACCCGACAUCAACAAUGAGGUUGCGGGACUUGGUUUUGGGAGGCACAUGGACAAAGACACUUUCCUCCUGCUGGUUGAGAUCCUCACAGAGGUGCUACUUGAGCCAAAUACAGAACAGAUUCCUGACUCAAGAGGACUGGAAUUUUACAGAAAAUCCAGUUUACAUGGAUAUGAAAACAUCCUUUCAUUCUGUGGGCCUCGGUUGAUUUGUGGGACAAAUUGUAAAGUGAGAGUAACUGCUGCUGUCAAUCCCGGACUGUUCUACUGUCAGCUGGUCUGUGUUGAAGAAGAACUUAAGGCGUUGUCACAAAAGUUGUCUCGAGUUUCUGAGUGCAGAUCCAGAUUCUGCAACCACAAACCUCCAGAAAAUGUGGGUCCACUCUGUUUAGUUAAAGGCAAAGAUGAGAAGUGGUACAGAGGCUUUGUGCAGUUUCUCCCGGUGAACUCUCAAGUCCGUGUGUUGUUCAUUGACUACGGAUUCUAUGAAUUGGUCAGUGUUGAAGACAUUCAUAGAUUGCCUUUGGAUUUUUGUUCCACACCAAUCAUGGCUUUCCCAUGCUCACUGUUGUCCACGACUGACAUGGUAGCAAAAAGUGAGCAGUUGAGUUUCCUCAAAACAAGUUUGCUUGGAGGUGUGUUGAAUGUAGAGAUAAUUAGUUUUGAUGAAGACCGGCACCUGUACACAAUCAGAGUACUAAGCACCAAAGAUGAUCAUCAGAAGGAGCCAGAACCAAAACUUCGCAGAGUUGAAACAGAGUUUGAGCCGGAGCUUCCAUCCCGUCAGGGUGGCUUUUUACAUUAUGAGACUGUUAUCACGGAGGCAUUUGCUAAAACGAUUGAAGCUGAAAAGGUGCAGGUAGGCUCUCCAUUUGUCGGGUAUGUGGAGCAUGUCGACAAUCCUAACAGAUUCUGGAUUAGAACACAAAAACGCAAUGACGAAUUUGAAGAAAUGAUGAAAAAAAUGACAGAUAUUAAACUGGAUGAAGAGGUGCUGGAGAAUCCUCAACCUGGGACUCUCUGCGCUGCACUGUAUGAGAAAGACAUGCAUUUCUACAGGGCUGUGGUGACGGACACACUUCAGUAUGGCUCUGAAGUGCUCUUCAUUGAUUUUGGAAACAUUGAGAAAGUUCCAACCAUGCUGAUCAAGAAAAUUCCAGAGGCGUGUGCCAGCAAUUCUGGAUUUGCUCUUUGUUGCACACUCAAUAAAGUUUUUCCUGUGUGUGACAUCUGGACAAGCACAAAUAAUGACUUUUUCAGGCGACUUGUGUCAAACAAAGCUCUGCUAGUACACAUUGUGAAAGUGACAAAGUACACACUUGUUGUUGAUCUAUAUGAGAUGGGAGGUCACAGUCAGAGUAUAACUGAACCGCUGAUUGCAGCGAAACAAGCAGCGUGCUGGACAGCCAGGGACGGUCCAAGAAAAAAUGUCAGCACGGACAUUAGCGGAGUUACGGUGCAGGUAAAUGAUUGCAAGCAAAAGAGUGAGAAUGAUGCAAAGUUCUCAUGGGAAGUGAACCCAUCCAAAAAUCUAUCAGCAAAAGCCAAACCUGUUUGUUUCAAACCUUUAAGCAUCAAACCUGGCAGUGAGUUUGCUGUCCGAUGCUCUUACUUCAACUCCCCAGCAGAUUUCUGGUGCCAGCCUCUAAGCACAGCUCCAGCAUUCGAGGAACUGAUGACUAAUAUUCAGCAGCACUACACAAGUCACACAACGCCCUUACAGUCUGGAGAGUCAUGCUGUAUUGUCAAGUCACCUCAGGAUGGAAGGUGGUACAGGGCCUUCAUUAUAGGCAAAGAGGAAUGCCGUGGCCAGGUCAUGCUGGUUGACCUCGGCAUGACCAUUCAAAUCGAAGAGGGCGCGCGUCAAGCAAUAAUUCCAGAAUAUGUGGAACUGGAAGAACAAGCUUUCAGAUGCAGCCUGUACAAUCUAAUCGAACCUGUUGACCCAGAGAGGUGUGGGGAGUGGGGAUCUGACUUGUGUAGCUCACUGGAAAAUUUUGUCAAAGACAGCAGCAUCAGUCUAACAUGCAAAGUUACAUCUCAGCUGAAUGUGAAACACAAAGGGCUGUGCAAUGUUGUGAAUCUGUGCAACACCAAAACUCAGCAGAGCAUAACAGACGUGCUUGUGGAACAGAGUUUGGCAAGAGAGGUAAGACUCUCAACAAAGCGAUUGCUGGAUGGGUUUCCCGAGUCUUUUGUCUACUCUUCAUUUGACUUGAGCAUUGGGAGUGAAGAGCAAGUUUUCAUCACUCACGUUAGCAGCCAGUGGGAGGUCUACUGCCAGCUUGAGAGAAAUGGUGACAUAUAUGAAGCGAUCGAAAACAAAAUCUUAGAAGAAAGAGAUAAAAUGUUGCAAGACUGUAGUAGAGUUGCAGUGCAAAAGAUGUGCCUGGCAAAAUACCUUGAUGGAAACUGGUACAGGGGUCUGGCACAGCCUGUUCAGUCCCCUCUGCACUUCAGCGUGUUUUUUGUGGACUAUGGAAACACAAACGUAACUGAGAAAAUGAAUGUCAUGUUGCUGCUCAGAGACUCUGAACUGUUGUACAUACCCGUCCAGGCUUUGAGAUUAAAUCUUGCUGCUGUGUCACGAGACGUUCUCUAUGCAGAUGCCAAGGAGUGGCUUGAUGGCGCCAUCCUCAGUAAGCAAGUGAAAGCCGUCAUUGUCGGAAAGAGCGAAGAUGGCUCAUUUGAUGCGCGUUUGUUUGAUGGACAUGUUGACAUCAACAAAACAUUAGCAGAGCUCAUUCUCAGGCUUACACCGAAGCCAAAGGUGGUUGUUGGUGUUGACACAACUAAUAAGACAAAUUGUACAGCAGUCAACAAAAAGCAAAGAAAGACUGCAGCCAAGUACAUGGUGGAAUAUAAAAGAUGGUCUUCAAAUGCAUCAGCAAACACCAUGAAAACUUCACACAAAUACAAUGGUGAGCCUAGAAGACCAUCUUCAAACUGUCCUACCACUGUUGCCAUGAAGACAUCGGUCAAGAGCCAGUGGGAGCCUCAAAAAAGGUCUUCAGAUUGUUCUGCCAUUAAUACCAUGAAGACAUCGGUCAAGAGCCAAUGGGAGCCUCAAAAAAGGUCUUCAGAUUGUUCUGCCAUUAAUACCAUGAAGACAUCGGUCAAGAGCCAAUGGGAGCCUCAAAAAAGGUCUUCAGAUUCUUCUGCCAUUAAUACCACGAAGUCAUCAGUCAGGUACAAACUGGAACCUAGAACACCGUCUUCAAAUCUUCCCACUACUGAUUCCAUGAGUGCUUUCCACAAAACAGAAGAGAACCUGACAAACAGAAGUCCUGUGACAAUUCAAAGGAGGCGGAACAGUGAUACGGGCAGUAAGCUGGAACAGUCAAAACACACAAAUGAAGCAGAGACGCCACAGCUGUCAUGUUUGCCUGAGAGGAAAGUGAGUGCAGGGCAGUGUUACGUCUCUCACGUGAACACGGCCAGCGACUUUUUCCUUCAGCUGUCGGACGACGAAUCAGCCAUCUUGAAAAUGAGAGAAGAUCUCAACUCCCCUCAACGUCGAGAGUCCUUGAAGCUGACCACAUUGUUGGCGAUGAAAAUCAAUGACCUUGCUCUGACUGUGUACGAGGAGGAUGAUGCUCUGUAUCGUUGUGUCGUUAGGGAUUAUGUAGAAGAUUCCCGUUUCAAAGUUGAAUUUGUGGAUUAUGGGAACUCAGCAGUCGUGGGGACGGAGCAGCUAUACUGCAUAACAAAAGACUGUCUCUCUCAGCCACGAUUUAGCAUACCGUGCUGUCUGUCAGACACAUGUGCUUAUGAAAGCGAUGCUGCUUUCACCGAUGCUGUCAUGGAAAAGCCCCUGAUGGUCGACUUUGUCCGUCAGGUGGGAAGUCGCUGGGCAGUUCACAUCACGAUUCUUGAUGGAGCAGCUGGUUUAUCAUACGGAGCAGCGGACGAAAGUGGCAACGUGUCUAAAGAAGAGGAGAUUCCAUCAUUACCGGAAAUAAAGGAAUCCUGUGAGGAGCUCUUCAUCAGCAACGAAAUGCAACACAACCAAAAACCUGAGUCUGAAACAUCAGCUCCUUUCAAGGAGGAAAAGCUCAUAGUGACACCUUCACCUCCCACACAGCCGACCAAACUGAGAGUAAAACUGCGCAGCAGAAUCUGCGUACACACAAAAACCAGUAUCUGUAAAGGAAGGAUCCUCAAAUCUUCUCAAGUGAAGAGGAGCUCUGCAAGUGGCACUAUUCAAGCCAACGAGACAGCGAUUGGAAUAAUUCUGUCGGUCCUCAGAAAUGGUUGUUUUUAUGUCACACUUGUUAAAAACCGGGAGCAGUUUGUUACCUUAGAAAGUUCCAUUGCUGACAAUCUAUCCAGCUGCAACGUGGUGGCCGAAGAGGAUGUAAAAGAAGGGUUCAGGUACUUAGUUCAAGGAGACAAGAACCAGCAGUGGCACAGGGCUGUUGUUCAGCACACGAGUCGAGACAAAUGUGAAGUCAUCCUGGUUGAUUACGGAAUUACAGACAUAGUUUCUCACGGCUCCAUCCGACAACUUGGUGAAGACCUGACCAGAAUCCCAGACCUUGCAGUGCUUUGCAAGAUGAACAUGUUUGAGUUCAGUGAGAGGGAGGGUGCACACAAAUUGUGGUAUAAAUCUCUCAUGUCGUUGCAAGGCAAGGAAGUCAAGUUGGUGUUUGUGGAUUAUGUCAAAGCUGAUAACCUGUGGCUUGUCGAAAUAGUCAUUAAUGAACUGUUCCUCAUUUCUCAGAUCACAGAGUCACAGCAGCAAGGCAAAGAUGGAGUCCCACAAGUCACUAAAAUUCAAAAUGUGGCCACAAGUGGAGCAUCCACCUUGGAUCAGAGUCCUCAGAGGCUCUUCUUUGCACCAGUUCAUGUAGACCUGGCGUAUUGUGGAUUUGCUGGUGCAGUAAGAACUCCAUUUGAAUUCUGUGUUGUUCUGGAAGACUUACUUGUUCGUAUCAAAAAAGUGUCUGUCUUAUUGAAUGACCUCCCCGAGGAGCUGCCUCCUCUGUCUAAAGAGGAACUCAUCCCUGGCUCCUGCUGCCUGUUGAAAUCAGAAAACAAGAAGUGGUGCAGGGCUGAAAUCAUCCGUACGGACACCAUGGUGGAGCUGAACCUGGUGGAUUACGGUCAUUCUGUGUGCAUACAGUACAAGGACUACAAGCAGCUCAAGAGGCUUCCAGAGGAGCUGAUGGGACUUCCCAAGGUGGUGUACCCCUGCAGACUGAGGGGAGUGAAACCUGAUGGACUUCACAAACAAUGGACCGAAGAUGCACUGGUCUUCUUUCGGCAGCACUUGUACAGUGAUAUCCAGAUCUUCUUCAGAGAGUUUGUUUCAAACACACACUGGGAGGUGGACAUUCUAGCAGAUGGGAUCCAUGUCGCCAAGGAAAUGGUGGAUGCUGGACAUGCAAAGUAUGCGGACGUGUUGCUCGGACUGAGGUUCCAGAAACAGAGCGUCAUUAAAGUCCAGGCUUUUAGCGUCAGCGCAGCGGGGCAGCAUGAUCAUCAGGUAGCUGGUGAAGGAUGUGACGGGAAGUCGGGUCGUUCUCCUGCAGAACCAAACAACGUCAAGACAAGCGUGGCCCCCAGAGCUCGGUGUUUCCUGAUGUGACGUUUUGCUUUUACGAUGUGAAAAACGAGUGAAGUUCUGCAGCAGCAAUGAUCUUCUUAGAAAUACAAAACAUUUCAAUACAGAAACAUAAGUUCUGUGGUAGAUUUUUUUUCUUUUUGGUCCCAUUUGAAUUCAUUGAGACCAUCUCUCUUAGCUGAGAAAAGCAAGUUUAUAAUGUUGAUUUCAUACAAAU